AUGAGACUACUGAUUAUUCUUCUCUUCACCUUGCAAAAAGUUCAUGGCACUUCUGUUUUCUGCCCAGAAACAAGUGACCUUGGAUCUGAUCAGCUUUUUAUUGGUUGUCUGGGUGUUCAGUUCUCCUGGCUUUAUGCUGUGUUUGAUGACCUGCUGUCCGUAAUGGAGUUUGCUGUUAAUCUGCAUUGUGAGACGGGUCUUUGUCCUGCGGACAUCCAGAACCACGGACAUUACUGUAGCAAUGCACGGGAAACAUGGGACACUGCGCACACACACAUACAGCCUGCCGACACACUUGACAGUUGUUGUUUCACCCACUGGAGAUGUUAUCAGGAACUAAAGGACAGAAACUGCAGUCGGAGGAUCCCAACAAACACCAACUACACCUGCGGCUACAACUCCAGCUGUGACACGCAAGAUUUCUGUGAUGAAGGAUUCUGCCAUUGUGAUCAGUCAGCUAUAGACUGCAUCGGCUCCAACCGUCAUAUCACAAAACAGGAUGGAAACAACCAACCGAUCACAUCACAGACAGGUACCACAGCUUUUAAUCAGAGUACAGUUGUACAGUUAUUUAUAGCAAACAAAGAGACGCUAUUUUUAUCUGUUUUAAUGUUUCUCUUCACUCACUUUCUCUGCAACAGAUCUUCUUACAGGGUGGAGCUUUCCCCAUCAGACUUUGAUAUAUAUGGAUUUGAUCACACACUGAAUGAGACAAUAAGCAACUUCACCACUGAGGUGGUAUUUGUCAACGGCUCUCAAGCCAGCGAUAUCCAGACUACAGAAAACCCUGCCGUAUAUCAGACUGGUCCAAGGAAAGAGGAGAAUGAACUGAAACAGGAGACAGACAGCGUAUCAAAAAGAGAAAACACAGUUGAGGAAGAGGAGGGGGUGGAAUACGAGGAAGGUGUCUUUAAUGUGACUGCUGUGAUUAUUUAUAUUUUUUAUGUCUUGACAGAUGGACCGACAGGUAGCACAGCUCUACCAUUAACAACAGAAACACAGACUGUCGCAUUCUCACACACAGACAUACAAUCAAUCCAUACACAACACUUAUCACACACACAAAGUCUUCUUUCUGCUCCACACACAGUAUCAGUAACAACAUCCACACACAUACAACCACAAUACCUCUCAUCUGAUGAAGAUGAGGAAAGUGAUGAAGAUGAUGAAGACACGUUUCAACCGGCUGCAAACAACAAUUUAAAACCCACAGCAUACACACCUGCACAAAUUCAACAUACAACACACACCAUAAAACCUCUUACACACAUCCCUGCGCAUACUACUGUUACACAAAAAACAACAAUUCAUGCUAGUAACAUCACUGGAGGAAUAAUGGAUGAGUCGAUAGAGACAGAAGAACAGUCAACACAAACCAAUCAAAACCUUUAUAGCCUUCUGAUGACCACACCCACCCAAACAAUAACCAAUCAAAACUCUCAUCAUAAAACAACCCCAUCCAUAUCUUCCAAUGAAGAUAAACCAGAAAGAGACAGUGAGGAGGAAGAGUUAUCGGUUGAAAAGACAGAGAAAGAAAGUGAAGAGGCAAGCGACUUGAUCACAACCAAACCAACAUCUUCAGCAUCACACUUGACCACACAAGCCACCACAAACUCACAAAACAAAAAGAGUGAUGAAGAGCUACAGAGUGACGAAGAGAGUGAAAAACAAAGUGGCAUUUUUUCUUCGGUCCACAACCGAACCACUGCCAGCUUUCUAAAACCCUCCAUCACAACACCAGGCAUUACUGAUCCCUCUACUAAACCUCCCGUACACGUGUUCCCAAAACCAACAGAACACACGGUUGCAAAACCAACGAGGAAUCACAAAACAACAUCUCAACCUCUCCAUAAGACCCAGAUGCCAGCAUCCACAUCUCGUCCUUACUCCCAGAAAUCAACCCAUCCACCCCUGCAACGGCCACCUGCCACUAUGGUGACCCCUGCAGAUCAGGAGGAGUCUGCUGAGGAAGAGGAGCAGGAGGAGGAAGUGAAAGAGCCGUCUGACAGCUCACAGGAAUCAGAGAAGAUUGAGCCUGUCCGGAGACGGAGACGGACACUGCCGUUCUUUGCCUGGUCUCUGCUGGAGGCAGCGGGACUUUCAGACCAACCGAAAGAAGAAAGCGAAGAAUGUAGCAUGUCUUUUUACCAGUAUGAUGCAGCUGGACAGGUGCUAAGGGAUAUGUCUGCUUUGGGUGAAAUGCUGAACUGUCUGACAGGACGAUGUCCUCAUGAGUAUCAAAACUAUGGCUGCUACUGUGGACAGCAGGGAAGAGGAAACCCAGUAGAUCAGCUGGACCGGUGCUGUUUUCUGCAUCAGUGUUGUCUGGAACAGCUGAGUUCGCUGGGCUGCAGGAGAAACAGAAAACUCAAUGCUCAAAUCAGCUGUCAGAAAGGAAAACCCCGAUGUAUGGGUACGAGCGUGUGCGACCGGCUGCAGUGUGUCUGCGACCGUUCCACUGCUGAGUGCAUGGCUGCUUCUUACUUCAAUCAGUCAAUCACCUCGUCGUGUUCUGGGCCCCGCCCACCAUGCCACCGUACUACAGAUUCUUCGAUGCAAUCAACCAAUCAGGGCUCUAGCGAGGAGAGCAAUGAAAUGACCCAGCAACGUCCGCAAACAAAUGCACAGAACCAGCAGCCAGUCAGGCCGCACACAUCCUCACUCGGAAAGAACCCCGCGCAAAGUAAACCUGCAGGGGGUGCCAAACAGGAGGAGGAAGAAGAAGAGGAAGAAGAGGAGCAAGGAAAAGAAGAAGAGGAAAAGGAGGAGCCAGAAAAAGAAGAGGAGGAGGAAGAGGAACCAGAAUAAUAAAACAAGAUGGUUCUAGCUCUCAGUGUGAUUCAAUCAUCAAGUAAAUAAAAGAUGUAAUAGACAAAAAACCUCACUCAACAUCAAUGACCAAAGAAGGCGCCAUCCAGAAUCAGCUGUUCCUCCUCAGCUAACGUUCAAUCUACAAACUGCAUGGUUUUGAUAGGAGCGAAUAACUACAGAAUACAAACU
Molecule: messenger RNA, 3000 nt
Organism: Paramisgurnus dabryanus
Lineage: Eukaryota; Metazoa; Chordata; Actinopteri; Cypriniformes; Cobitidae
Source: RefSeq, a predicted model, not a curated record